Pistacia vera is the source of this 4479-nucleotide messenger RNA. RefSeq names its product clustered mitochondria protein. Gene Ontology annotation, molecular function: protein binding. NCBI's taxonomy places the organism in Eukaryota, Viridiplantae, Streptophyta, Magnoliopsida, Sapindales, Anacardiaceae. Gene Ontology annotation, biological process: organelle organization. The transcript has 29 exons. Gene Ontology annotation, cellular component: cytoplasm. The record is from RefSeq and is a predicted model, not a curated record.
CGCCGCCUCACACUGCUUCUCCGUCUCGUUGCUCCUCCCUUUUACCCUCCUAAAACCCUCACCAGCUAUUUAUAUUUUCAUUUAUCGGCUCUUUAUAAUACUCUCAUACAUUCCUGAUUUAAUUCCGAGCUCCCGAUUGUUAGAAGUUCUUGAUUGGGAGAGUUGAAAGAUGGCGGGGAAAUCUAACAAAGGGAGGAAUCGGAAAGGCGCACAUGCUGCUGCUACCAUUUCUUCAGAACAGGUAGUGUCAUCAGAUGCUCCUGUUAAAGAUAACAUGACUGUUGUGGAGUCUGCAGACAUUGAGGCUAAUGGAGUUCAAGCUGUGAGUGAAACAACUGAUGCUCAUCCGGAGGUCAAGGAGGCUGAAACAGAAAAUUCAGCUAACGAACCAAAACAAGGUGAUAUUAAUCUCUAUCCUGUAUCUGUCAAAACACAAAGUGGUGAGAAGCUGGAACUACAAUUGAACCCAGGAGAUUCUGUCAUGGAUAUAAGACAAUUUCUUCUUGAUGCCCCAGAGACAUGUUUCUUCACAUGUUAUGACUUAUUGCUGCAAACAAAAGAUGGCUCAACUCAUCAUCUGGAAGAUUACAAUGAAAUAUCUGAAGUAGCUGAUAUCACUACUGGCGGUUGCUCCUUGGAGAUGGUUGCUGCAUUAUAUGAUGAUAGAUCUAUCAGGGCUCAUGUUCACCGCACAAGGGAUUUGCUUUCCCUCUCAACACUUCAUGCCUCACUGUCCACAUCACUUGCAUUACAGUAUGACCUGUCACAGAAAAAAACUUCAAGUUCAGGAGAUACUGUUAAAACUGAUGUCCCGGAGCUUGAUGGUCUGGGUUUUAUGGAGGAUGUUUCUAGCUCACUUGGUAAAUUGCUGUCAUCUUCUACACAAGAGAUCAAAUGUGUGGAGAGCAUUGUAUUUUCCUCCUUUAAUCCUCCCCCAAGCUAUAGAAGGCUUGUUGGGGAUUUGAUUUAUUUGGAUGUAGUAACAUUGGAGGGAAACAAAUAUUGCAUAACUGGAACCACAAAAAUGUUUUAUGUUAAUUCAAGUACAGCAAAUGUCCUUGACCCUCGGCCAAGUAAAGCUACUUCUGAAGCAACUACCCUUAUUGGGCUCUUGCAAAAGAUUAGCCCCAAGUUCAAAAAGGCAUUCCGUGAAAUCCUUGAGAGGAAAGCCUCUGCACAUCCGUUUGAAAAUGUUCAAUCUCUGUUGCCUCCAAAUUCAUGGCUGGGGUUAUAUCCAGUUCCUGAUCACAAGCGUGAUGCAGCUAGGGCAGAGGAUGCACUGACUCUUUCAUAUGGUAGUGAGCUAAUUGGCAUGCAAAGAGAUUGGAAUGAAGAAUUGCAAUCUUGUCGGGAAUUUCCCCAUACAAAUCCCCAGGAAAGGGUUUUGCGGGACAGGGCUCUGUAAAAAGUGACUUCUGAUUUUGUUGAUGCAGCAGUCAGUGGUGCUGUUGGAGUCAUAAGCAGAUGUAUACCCCCUAUAAAUCCAACUGAUCCAGAGUGCUUUCACAUGUAUGUUCACAACAAUAUAUUCUUUAGUUUUGCGCUGGAUGCGGACCUUGAACAGCUGUCAAGGAAAUGCUCAUCUGUUACCAAGUUAAAUAUUGAGGGCAUUGGUGCUUCAACCAAUUUGUCUGAAAAGGUUUCCAAUGAUGUUGUACAAGGGGUUGGGGGAAUUUCCAAAGGUGAGAGUACGGGGGAACCCAAUGGCGUUGUGGAGUUGACUCAAGUACCUGCUGAAACCCAGUUGGCUGAGAGUGAGCAGGCUACAUAUGCUUCUGCAAAUAACGAUUUGAAAGGCACCAAGGCAUACCAGGAAGCUGAUGUCCCUGGACUUUAUAAUCUUGCUAUGGCUAUAAUUGAUUACAGGGGUCAUAGAGUUGUAGCUCAGAGUGUUUUACCUGGCAUUCUUCAAGGUGACAAAUCAGACUCCCUUUUGUAUGGUUCUGUUGACAAUGGCAAGAAAAUAUGCUGGAAUGAAGAUUUCCAUUCCAAGGUUCUUGAGGCUGCUAAACGCCUUCAUUUGAAGGAACACACAGUCCUUGAUGGAUCUGGAAAUGUUUUCAAAUUAGCUGCUCCUGUGGAAUGCAAGGGCAUUGUUGGGAGUGAUGACAGGCAUUAUCUUCUGGACUUGAUGAGAGUAACUCCUCGUGAUGCGAACUACUCUGGACCUGGGUCCCGAUUUUGUAUUUUGAGGCCAGAAUUAAUUACUGCCUUUUGCCAGGCUGAAGCUGCUGGAAAAUUGAAAUCUGUGUUUAAAUCUGAGGGCAAGGCUGAUGCGACAUCUGAUUCUAUAAAAGUGGCUGGUGCUGAAGAGCCAGAUACAACAAAAGAGGAGAAGAUUGAGGCUGUCCAAGAAUGUGCUUCUACACCUAUAGAAAGUUCUGAAUCAUGCGAGGAGAUACAAUUUAACCCCAAUGUUUUAACUGAAUUUAAGUUGGCUGGGAGUCAAGAGGAGAUAACAGGAGAUGAAGAAAAUGUAAGGAAAGUUAGUUCUUACCUUGCAAAUGUUGUGCUUCCAAAAUUUAUACAAGACCUUUGCACACUUGAAGCUUCACCAAUGGAUGGCCAGACACUGACUGAAGCACUGCAUGCUCAUGGAAUUAAUAUUCGAUAUAUUGGGAAAGUAGCUGAUGGGACCAAGCAUUUACCACAUCUAUGGGAUCUCUGUUCUAACGAAAUUGUAGUCAGGUCCGCAAAGCAUAUCAUCAAGGAUGUUUUAAGAGAUAUAGAGGAUCAUGAUCUUGGCCCAGCACUUGCACAUUUUUUCAACUGUUUCUUUGGAAGUUGUCAAACUGUUGGGGGCAAAGUUGCUGCUAAUAGUAUGCAGUCCAAAACCCAAAAGAAAGACCAGGCGAGCCAUCAGUCUGCAGGCAAGUCCUCUAAGGGCCAAGCCAGGUGGAAAUCUAAAGCUUCUGCUACAAAGCAUCAUUCCUCUUAUAUGAAUAUUAGCUCAGAAAGUCUAUGGUCUGACCUCAAAGAAUUUGCGAAGUCGAAAUAUCAGUUUGAGUUGCCUGAGGAUGCAAGAUUGCGAGUAAAGAAAGUCUCAGUUAUGCGUAAUCUUUGCCAAAAGGUGGGCAUAAGCAUUGCAGCUCGCAAAUAUGAUUUCAAUGCUGCAACACCUUUCCAAACUUCAGAUAUCCUUAAUCUCCAGCCAGUAGUGAAGCAUUCAGUUCCUGUAUGUUCUGAAGCUAAGAACCUUGUUGAAAUGGGGAAAGCUCAAUUAUCUGAGGGUCUGCUUAGUGAAGCCUACACAUUGUUUUCUGAGGCAUUUUCAAUACUUCAACAGGUGACUGGUCCAAUGCAUCGGGAGGUUGCCAACUGCUGUCGGUACCUUGCCAUGGUUUUGUAUCACGCAGGAGACAUGGCUGGAGCCAUUAUGCAACAGCACAAGGAACUAAUUAUAAAUGAACGUUGCUUGGGUCUUGACCACCCUGAUACUGCUCACAGCUAUGGCAAUAUGGCUCUUUUCUAUCAUGGACUUAACCAAACAGAGCUUGCACUACGGCACAUGUCCCGGGCAUUGCUCUUGCUGAGUCUUUCAUCUGGCCCAGAUCAUCCUGAUGUGGCUGCAACUUUCAUUAAUGUUGCAAUGAUGUACCAGGACAUUGGGAAGAUGGACACAGCUCUCCGUUAUUUGCAAGAGGCCUUGAAAAAGAAUGAGAGGCUUCUAGGUGAGGAGCAUAUACAGACCGCUGUGUGCUAUCAUGCCCUUGCCAUCGCAUUCAACUGCAUGGGUGCCUUCAAACUGUCUCACCAGCAUGAAAAGAAAACCUAUGAUAUACUUGUCAAACAACUUGGUGAGGAGGAUUCCAGAACAAAAGACUCACAAAAUUGGAUGAAGACAUUUAAGAUGCGGGAAGUUCAGAUGAAUGUACAAAAACAGAAAGGACAGGCGUUUAAUACAGCUUCGACACAAAAGGCUAUUGAUAUCUUGAAGGCCAAUCCUGAUUUGAUACAUGCUUUCCAAGCUGUAGCCGCGGCUGGAGGGUCUGGAGGUUCUGGUACUACUGUCAACAAUUCACUUAAUGCAGCAGUACUUGGUGAGACCAUUCCUCGAGGAAGGGGAUUUGAUGAAAGGGCUGCUCGUGCAGCAGCUGAAGUAAGAAAAAAAGCUGCAGCAAAGGGUCUCUUGAUUCGCCCACAUGGUCUUCCAGCCCAAGCUUUACCGCCACUUACUCAGCUCCUUAACAUCAUAAACUCGGGAAUUACCCCUGAUGCCAAUGGUAGUGGGGCCACUGAUGUCCCAAAGAAGGAAGCCAACGGCGAUCCUUCGAAUGACCCAGCAGCAGCAGAUGCCAAAAAGGAUAUAUCAUCAUCAGAGCAAGGUGGUCAACCUCCUGCCGGGUUGGGCAAGGGUUUAACAUCCUUAGAUUCCAAGAAGAAGAAAACAAAAGCAGAAAACAAAAACUAAAUUAACAUCCUGAAGUUUUGAAAGGUAGAGAUUCAAUUAUUUGGCUAAAAGAUCCGGAAAUUUUAACA